Molecule: messenger RNA, 2067 nt
Organism: Propithecus coquereli (Coquerel's sifaka)
Lineage: Eukaryota; Metazoa; Chordata; Mammalia; Primates; Indriidae
Product: coiled-coil domain-containing protein 129-like
Source: RefSeq, a predicted model, not a curated record
AUGCCGGUGGUCAGGAAGAUUGAAGACUACAGCUGUCAGGCAGGCUCAACCAGGAAUGUACCCCCAUUGCUGAGAAGCAGGCCUCUCAGCACCAAGCACUCUAGUGGCCGCUAUGGUGCCAGGGUGGACAGAGCCAACAGCUGUCAGUCUGACAGCAGCGGGUUCCUGGAGGAGCCCCUAGAGCCACUGCCCCUGCAGAUGCCGUCCCUGCCGAGCAGCCAACGUCCUGCUGAGAACACAGGUGGAAAGCCGAGGGAUCUGAGCCGCAGCCUCCCACCACCCCAGGACUGUCAGCACGAGUCAGACGAGUCUGAUUCCAGGAGUAUGAUGAGCACGUCCUUUUCAAGCCAAGACUGGAGUAUGUUGGAAGAAAAGGCCUCAAUAUCUGUGAUGGAGGAAGAGUCUCAGCUUGAGGCCAUGGAGGGGUCACCAGAGCUGUUGACCCCAGACCUGACUCUUACCAAAACCCCCAUUGGUGGAGAGCACCCAAGGAAAGACAGCCAGCUGCAGCAGCCUCUGCCAACUCCCCACGCUGAAUACGAGGUCACUGGAGCCACAGAUACUCCUAAAUGUGAUUGCCCUUUGGGGUCUAUGGUGACGCAUAUCACAAAAACGAAGGACGGGUUUCUGAGGCCCGAGAGAGCUGGAGAAGUGCACGUGCAAAGCCACCACUGUGAGUCUCACAGGUCACCUGGAAAUGACCACGCUCGAGACAAGUUCCCUCACUUAGACUCUGAGGCCCCACGGGAAGAGGAAAGCUGCAGAUUCUGUCCUGGCACCAACAACACCUUUCUGGCAGGAGAAAGUCCACCCCAGCAUGUCCCCAAGCACAGUGAAGUUGUGCCGUAUACAGUUGACCUUGUUCAAACAUCCGAAAAGUCCAUUCCCCACCUCCAUAAACUGCCUGGAGAGACUGCCCAGGUGAAGCCAAGAUGUAGUGCUUUGGGUCAAAUGCCACCCAGGACAGAAGCUGGGCUGGAAAACCUUCAUCCGAAUGCUGACUCAAACACUGGCAGCUCCAAGUCUGUGACAACCCAGCUGUCCUCCAAUCUGGUGUCAGCUGCUCAGAGUGCUGUGGCCUUGGGGACUUAUUCUAAAGGAACAUCUUUAGAAUGUACUAUGUGUGACCCUGUCACCACAGGGCCAAGACUGGGGCCAGAAGAAAGACAGUUCAAGGAUGCUUCCAUUCAAACAUCUGCAUGGGAGCCCAGGCCCUGGCAUUUCUGUUCAGCCCCAAGUAACAAGGCCUUGACACACGGACCCCAGCCCCUCACCAAAUCUGUCUCUCUAGACACAGGCUUCCCUAAGAUCUACCCAGGGGGCAUCUGCCACACUGUUCCUGCCCACUGCUGUGUCUGCUGUUGUCACCAUUGCCACUGCCCCAGGGAGAGGCAAAGCCCUGGCCCUGCCCCCUCAGUCUGUAGGCAUUGCCUAUACUCACAUACUGAUCACCCGGAAGCCCAGUUCAUGAAGACUUUGAAAGUCCUUCAGGACACCACAGUGAGGGAGCUCUGUUCCUGCACAGUCCACGAGAUGGAAGCCAUGAAGACGGUUUGCCAGAGUUUCCGGGAGCAUUUAGAGGAAGUUGAACAGCAGCUUAUGGGACAGCAGGCACUCUUUUCCAGGGACAUGUCAGAGGAGGAAAGGGAAGAGGCUGAGCAACUGCAGACAUUACGUGAUGCCUUGAGGCAGCAGGUGGCAGAGCUGGAGUUUCACUUAGGAGACCGGGCUCGGCAAAUCAGAGAAGGGAUUCUGCUGCAGCUGGAGCUUUUCACAGAAGAACCACCCGAACACUAUACAAAUCUCCAUCAAUAGAACUGGGCAAAAGAAAAAAACGGCCAGACUUUAUGUGCUAGAAUCCACCCAGCCAGCCCAGGAGCUGUCUUUCCUCCCAACGAUGGCCAGCAGGCUCUCUGCUCAGGUGGGACCCAGUUGGCUGCCUUUGCUCCACCCACCUUGGAGAGCAGCACCAGGAUGUCUCCUCCAUCACCAUCUCAGGCAGAGUUAGGUCCAGCCCCUUCACCAAAUUGUCUUGUUGGAGAAAAGGAUACAAAUGUCUUCCUCUAG